This is a messenger RNA of Fonsecaea pedrosoi CBS 271.37, 1065 nucleotides long. RefSeq lists its product as uncharacterized. Lineage: Eukaryota; Fungi; Ascomycota; Eurotiomycetes; Chaetothyriales; Herpotrichiellaceae. The record is from RefSeq and is a predicted model, not a curated record. The transcript has 2 exons. The coding region runs from base 1 to 1065 and encodes 354 amino acids.
AUGCAACGCCGGGCCCGUGGCCGUUCCUCCUACUCGUCGUCGUCGAACGAGACGGUCCUCGAAGCGUGCUCCUCCCCGCCGUCAGGGUACGCUCUAGCUCUUACAGAUGCCGAGCAGGGCAUGUUGCCAUCGCAGACGUCGAUCGUGGCGUUGUCGCGACGCCUUGCUUCCAACCCACCGGAGGCCGCCGGCAGGACAGGUUACAGUCAUAAUGUUGCGAAAGAAAGAACCGUCCCUGGAGAGAAGGAGGCAGAAGAAAUCGAGGGGAACGAUGCACACGGACACGAUGACUCCGAAGAGUCGAUUGAUUGGGACGCGGACUCGGAUCAAGACACCGUUCACAACGCACCUCAACCUCGUCGAGUCGUGAGACGUGCGAUGUUACCACAGACCAUGGGCUUCCACCUGGACUGGUGGAUUGCGCGUGUAGCCACGGCGGCGGUCAAUCUGGACUUCAAAGUUCUGUGUGCCAGUAUGAUGUUGUGGAGGGAGAAGAACGAGGUGCUGCAAAUCCCCACCUCUCGUACGAAAUCCGUACCGCAGACGCUAGGGCAGGAACACGAUUCCUGCGCAAAUUCGCCAUUGUCGCAGAACACCCGGCGGUCACCCUCGCAAGGCCCACUACUCCUCGAAGGUGCGCACCGAUGCUCAACGUCAAUGUUGGACUGGGAUGUUUUGCUGAAAAGCAUCAAGCGAGCGAGCGAGCUGAUGCAUAGGAGCCGCAAGUGGAGGAUCAGAGGAAAGAAGAAUGCCGCAGGCUGGUGUAGGUGGGGGGCUGGACGACGGGUAUUUCACAGAGGCGAAUUCGUCGAGGAAGCCGAGGUUGGAUAUGAGGUAAAAAGGGAGGUGGACGGCCAGACAUGGAUGAUCAAGCUGGGAUACCGGAGGAAUGAUGCGGUAGUGGAGGACAUGGAUCUGGACGGCGGAAUGGAUAGUGCUGAUGAGACUAUUGCUACUGAGCAGGGCGCUGGCGGCGAAGAAGUGCCCCAGGAGACUUUGGACAGCCUUGUAAGAAGCAACAGCGGUGGCGUCGACGUCGUGAUGGGAGAAAGCCCCGGUCGAUGA